AAACACCAGAUGUUUCAGCACAAAAAGUAUGAUUCAUCUGGAAUAUACGCCUGUUUUCACAUAUCAAGCCCCAAUAGAAUUCUUUUUGGAACUGCGUCAUAUUUUUUUCAUUUCCCUGAUAAAAUCUGUUUCGCUUUAUCUGUUACUUAUCUAAACUUCUGACCAUGCUCGUGAACUAAAUUUUGUUUUGCGAUUCGUUUGUACAUGAGCCUGUAAAAUUAGUUCGUCAAUCGUAUUUGAGCAUAAAAGUCGAUAUAAAACAAUUAAGUACAAAAGACUCGACAAUUCAUUUAAUGGAGUUUGGAUCGAUUUUAGUCGCAUUUAUUCACAUCGCCUUCAGUAGUGCUCUAUUGAUUUGGGGAUGCUGGAAUCAGUCGCCAAUCACUUUUGUGACUUCAAGCAAUGAAGUCAUCGCUUGGACAUUGUUACUCUUCGGAAUCGGCAGGUAUCGCCCGGUACUCAUGGGGCCAGCACUAAUUUUGAAUAUAAUGCAAACAGUGACGGGAGUAGCUGUGCUUGGUACUUCCAUUCUACUGGCAGUCCUCUGGGAAAAUAUCAUCCAACCAUACAGCUUAUUUAAUAAAUAUAAGGCAAAACAUCGCCUAGACGAAAUGUACAACGCACAUAGAGACACCAGGUUUAUAUGCUUGAUUGCCCUAACGAUUUUCUGUGCGUUCAAAAUCUGCAUUCUGAUAACCAUUCACAGCACAUACGACCGCCUAAAUAUGCGAUUUCCCAAAUUUGAAACUAUUGGCAAAAUAAAAGUGAUUUGGAAGUUGAAUUCUGCCUAUAAGAAGCAAAGUAAACGGAUUAUAAUCUAAAAAAAACUAUAGUUUUUAGUAGUAGCUAAGUACGAAUAGUCGUACUUAGAAAAAAUAUUUAAAUUCAAAAGUAAUGUAAGAUUUUUCUGUAAAAAUUGUAUUCAAAUUAAAAUUGUUAUAAACUUGAC
Molecule: messenger RNA, 949 nt
Organism: Sitodiplosis mosellana (orange wheat blossom midge)
Lineage: Eukaryota; Metazoa; Arthropoda; Insecta; Diptera; Cecidomyiidae
Exons: 4
Coding region: 294-821 (175 amino acids)
Source: RefSeq, a predicted model, not a curated record